AUGUGGAAUUGUACGUCUUGCAAUGUACCGUUCGAAACAUUAAAUGAAUAUAUGAAUCAUGUUCAAAAACUUCACAAUCAUGACACAAAAUUGAUUAUUUCAUGCCACAUUUGUAACGCAACAUUUAAAUCCCUACAUAGUUAUCAAUCGCAUUGGACAGUAGCUCAUGGAACGGCUGAUGAAUCAAGUGAUGAUCAAUCCGAAGAUGGCAAUAAUAAUCAAGAUUUUGAUGAUGAAAAUAUUCCAAAUUUUCAAGUGUUAAAUACAAAUGAAAUUGAUGAUGAUGAUGAAGUUGAUCCAAUUGUACAACCAAGUGAUCGUGCAGAACAUGUUGCACAACAAGUGUUAUAUAUGUUAUUAACUCUACAAGUGAUGCAUAAUGUUUCUGAAGAAUGUGUUAAAUAUGUUGCAAAUAGUUUAUCUGAAAUAUUUAUUGCAGCAUCUGAUCAUUCAGAUUUAAAUUUUGUUGCAUCAAUGACAAAAAAAUUUACUAGUAGUCAUAUACGAACAAAGAAAGCAACGGAAUAUUAUGGAUAUGUUGCACCGAUCACUAAAUCAUAUGAAGCAAGUUUUUUAUAUAAUUUGUUUACUGUUAAAAUUGCGAAGAAAAAAGAAGAAAAGAAAAUUGUUAAAUAUGUAUAUGUUCCAUUUUUGAAGGGUUUACAACAGUUUCUUCAAUUACCUGAAGUUCAAUCAGAUUUAGAACGUGGACAACAACAAACUGGAAAUAUUAUGCAAGAUGUUAAUGAUGGUGAUCUUUGUAUUAAUCAUCCACAAUUUAAGAAUCCAAAAUUUUUAAAAAUUGAAUUAAGUUCGGAUGAUCUUAAUCUUACAAAUCCAGUUAGUCAUCGCUCUCAUUCAAUAUUCUUCUUCUAUUGGACAUUGUUAAAUUUAUCAAGAGAACAUAGAUCCAAACAAACAUCAAAACGUCUGGUAGCUGCUUGUCCAAAAUGGGCAAGAAAAUAUGAUGCAUUAUGUAAUACAGUUGAAGAUUUUCUUAGUGGAAUUCAAACAUUGUCAACAACAGGUUUGAAGGAUCAUAUUUUGCUUGUUUUCAAGCAGUGCGUGUUGAAGACUCAGCGGAUAGUGGUUAAUAUAAAUGGACAAGAUGAAAGAUAUUACGGUGGUUUAUUUAUGACGUUGGGAGAUUAUCCAGCACAAAUGGCACUUCAUGGAUUUAAAGAGAGUACAUCAGCAAACCAUUGUUGUUUUAAAUGUGAUAUAUUAUCUGAAUGUAUCGAAGAAGAUAUACAUAUUGAUUUAGAAGAUAUUACAAAUAAAGAAUAUAAACGACGAUGUAAUGAAUUAGAAUUCGUUCAGUAUGAUCCAUAUUCAUAUGAAAAAUUAUCCAAAAAAUUUGGAAUUAAUAACAGAAGUUUGUUUGAUCGAUUUAAUCAUUUUGAUGUUAUGGUUCAAGUCUUCUAUGAUCCAAUGCAUACAUUAUUAGAAGGUGUAUGUCAAAAUCAUUUUAACGCCUUCAUUGAAAAUUGUGUUGUUAACAGUCGAUUUAGUAUGCAAGAUUUAUGCAGUGUUAUCAACAAAUUUAAGUGGUAUAAUAAAAAUGAAUUAACGUGUAAACCAAAUUUAAAUCUGGCAUUAGAUGGUUUACGUAAUCAAAAAAUAAAUAGAAAAACAACACCUGAUUUAUUGGAAAAAACAAUACAAUAUCAUAAUAAAGAAUUUCGACGUUUAUAUCCAGGUAAGCAGUUUUGA
Messenger RNA from Didymodactylos carnosus, 1713 nucleotides. NCBI's taxonomy places the organism in Eukaryota, Metazoa, Rotifera, Eurotatoria, Philodinida, Philodinidae. The record is from the annotation of a GenBank genome assembly.